UACUUCUGACGGUCCAUAGGUUGGAUGACAUCUGACUCAGCAUUAACUUUUAAGAUAUUCAGAGCCCCUUCGGACUCAACCAAGCCGUUUAACAGCCCUCUCGCUUCAAAUUCCCGGUCCAUUUCUUUCGCCGUCGGUGGUGUCUCUCUGAUCUAGGCAAUCUCUGCAUUCGGCAGUAUACGCGGUUGCGCUCUGAUUGUAUUUUGUAGUCGUUGCUUGUCUGAGCUUGGGGCUUGUGGUUUGGUGGAGCUGAAGAGAGUGAGUGAGGAAGGAUCUGAAUGGCGGUGGAGUACAAAUGUUGCGAAUCGGGGUUUUUCGUACACAUAUUCGUAAUCACACUGUUGGUGAUAUUCGCCGGGUUGAUGUCAGGGCUCACCCUGGGGCUCAUGUCCAUGAGCCUCGUCGAUCUCGAGGUCCUCGCCAAGUCUGGAACACCUAAAGAUCGCUUACACGCCGCCAAAAUUUUGCCAGUGGUCAGAAAUCAACAUUUACUGCUUUGCACCUUGCUUAUUUGCAAUGCUGGUGCCAUGGAGGCGCUUCCAAUUUUUCUUGAUGGUCUGGUUACUGCGUGGGGUGCUAUUCUGAUCUCAGUGACAUUGAUUCUUUUGUUCGGUGAGGUAAUACCACAGUCUGUUUGUUCUCGAUAUGGUUUAACAAUCGGCGCAGCAUUGGCUCCAUUUGUCCGUGUUCUUGUUUGGAUCUGCUUUCCUGUUGCUUUUCCAAUCAGCAAGCUAUUAGACUUUCUGCUGGGACAUGGGCAUGUAGCUCUUUUUCGCAGAGCUGAAUUGCAAACACUAGUAAAUUUUCAUGGCAACGAGGCUGGAAAAGGUGGAGAGCUGACGCAUGAUGAGACAACAAUUAUUGCUGGAGCACUUGAGCUUACUGCAAAAACGGCUGGUGAUGCCAUGACUCCUAUAUCUGAAGCAUUUGCAAUCGAUAUCAAUGCCAAGCUUGACAGGGAUUUGAUGAACCUAAUAUUGGAGAAAGGGCAUAGCAGAGUGCCUGUUUAUUACGAGCAAUCUACAAACAUAAUUGGACUUAUAUUGGUCAAAAAUUUGCUAUCGAUGCACCCAGAAGAUGAAGUGCCAGUGAAGAGCGUCACCAUACGCAGGAUUCCAAGAGUGCUAGAGACUUUGCCCCUGUAUGACAUAUUGAACGAGUUUCAGAAAGGUCACAGCCACAUGGCUGUUGUGGUGAGACGGUGCAACAAGGUAGUCGAGUCGUCCCCUAACGACCCUCCUGAAAAUUUAAAAGAAGGUCAAGUGAAAGACGUGAGAAUAAACAUUGAUGGUGCAAAGAGCAAGAGAGCACUCCAGAAGUGGAAGAGCUUUCCUAAUAGGGGUGGCAAUAACACAUAUAAGGGUGGCUCUAGGAGCAAGAAGUGGACAAAGGAAAUGUACUCUGACAUCCUGCAGAUAGAUGGCAAUCCACUCCCAAAGCUCCCUCAAGAAGAAGAAGCUGUUGGCAUAAUAACGAUGGAAGAUGUCAUUGAAGAACUUUUACAGGAGGAGAUCUUUGACGAGACAGAUCAUCAUUUCGACGAUUCCUGAUACCAGUCUUGCUAUAAGAAAUCUGAACCACGGCAGUACAGAUAAUCACGAAAAAAUUUGUUCAGUUAUAUAUGUUGUGGCAGUUGGACUAUCAGAAUGUAGUAAUUGUUCAGCAUGUAUAUAUAUGGCUUUUAGGGACUCGCUUGAACUGUAUCAAAAGCUCCUUGUCAACCUGGUUGACGAAACAAGGAAAAUUUUACA
Messenger RNA from Carya illinoinensis, 1751 nucleotides. Its product is annotated as DUF21 domain-containing protein At2g14520-like. NCBI's taxonomy places the organism in Eukaryota, Viridiplantae, Streptophyta, Magnoliopsida, Fagales, Juglandaceae. Gene Ontology annotation, biological process: magnesium ion homeostasis. Gene Ontology annotation, cellular component: intracellular membrane-bounded organelle. The transcript has 12 exons. The coding region runs from base 279 to 1550 and encodes 423 amino acids. The record is from RefSeq and is a predicted model, not a curated record.